Messenger RNA from Diachasmimorpha longicaudata, 1006 nucleotides. Its product is annotated as nucleoside-triphosphatase THEP1. The coding region runs from base 332 to 952 and encodes 206 amino acids. The record is from RefSeq and is a predicted model, not a curated record. Gene Ontology annotation, molecular function: ATP hydrolysis activity. The transcript has 5 exons. NCBI's taxonomy places the organism in Eukaryota, Metazoa, Arthropoda, Insecta, Hymenoptera, Braconidae.
ACUUUUCUCAUGAUUUUUUUUCCUCUGAUGGUUGGUGGAAAACUGAUGGCACUGAUGAGUUUUGUAGAUGUUUAUUGCGGGCUGCGAGGGAUCAGGGCCAAUCGAAACAUUUCACGCACGUUUUAACCAGUUUUUCCAGGAGUUUGUGACCACCUAGGAAGUUUCGAAGACUUUGGCAGACGCAACAGAAGAUAACUGGAAGGGAACCGACACGACAGUGAUCAGCUGAUCGACGUUGUUUCGGAUGCGGUUGUACAACGUGAGAGGAACGAGUUUGUUGUGGUUAUGGACAAAACGGAGCGAGUGAUUCGAGCGGAGAUUUCAUGAGAAUAUGAAUACAAAGAUGGCAGAUUCUGGAAGUGCUGUACGAAAAAUACUCUUCACCGGUCCACCAGGUAUUGGAAAGACUACCCUCUGUAGAAAAAUAAUUUCGAUGUUGAUUGCCUGUGAUGUGAAAACUACCGGUUUUUAUACUGAAGAAGUGAGAUCAAAAGAUCGUAAGAGAAUCGGUUUUGAUAUUUCGACACUCGACCAAAUUGAGACAAGAGGGAUUUUAGCUCGCAUUGAUUCUGCAUUGAAUGGAAAAUCUCCAUCGAAACUGCGAGUAGGCCCUUAUCAAGUGUUCAUCGAUGAUUUUCAGAAGAUCGCAAUUCCAGCAUUAAAUUCCACAUCCGACGUUCUUGUGAUCGAUGAAAUUGGAAAGAUGGAGUUAUUGAGUAAAUCUUUCCACGAGCUCGUGGAGAAUUUAUUCUUUGGCAAAGACGAUCAACUUCAGAGGAUCAUAAUCGCGACUAUCCCAGCGAGGGAUCGAGAACCACAACGACACUCGAAAUUCUUCGAUAAAUUUUAUGACGAUCGAAGUUGUCAGGUCAUCGAAGUGAAUCGGGGAAACCGGGAGGACUUGGCAAAAGAAAUAUUUCAUAAGAUUCAAGAUAUGUUAAAGAUAAAAUAAGACACUUUAUUACGUCUACAAUAAAGUUGAGAUUAUUGACAGUUAUAACAGAAA